AUGCAAGAAUCUGAGUUGAAAGAUUAUGUGGAAAUUUUGAACACAAUCACAGAAACAAUUCGAUUCACGUAUGAAUAUGAGAAAAAUUCUAAAAUUAAUUUCCUUGAUACAACUGUAAAAAGAGUUAAAUCAAAUGGUCAAAUGACAUUAAGUGUGAGAUGGUUUCGAAAACCUACAGCAGCAGAUCAUCUAUUGAAUUAUGAAUCAAGCCAUAGUAAAUCAAUAAAAUCUAAUAUAACUAAAAAUAUGACAACAAGAAUUUUGCAGGCAACAAAAGAUGGCAGUGAGCAAAAAGAGGAUCUGGAAAUAUUGAAGCAGAUGCUAUUGAAUUCGAAAUAUCCUGUAAAACAAGUGGAAAAAUUAGUUCAAGAGGCCUGUCAGUCUGGCAAUGGUAAUAGCAAUUCAUUGAAGAAAACAGAUGAUUUUAAAUUUAGUUUAAGUCUUCCUUAUGUACCAGGCAUUGAAGUUCUUAAAAGACGUUUGGAAAAGCUGAAGGUCAAAUUAUACUUUUCUUAUCCUUCCAAAUUACAAUCUCAUUUCAAUCGUAACUUGAAAACACCUUCUAGAGCAGUCAUUUAUCAGAUCCAAUGCGAUUGUAAUCCUUCGAGAAUAUACAGCGGUGAAACAAAAGUUGAUUUUGAGAAAAGAGUUGGUGUGUAUAUAUAUAUAGCACUUUAA
This is a messenger RNA of Didymodactylos carnosus, 678 nucleotides long. The record is from the annotation of a GenBank genome assembly. NCBI's taxonomy places the organism in Eukaryota, Metazoa, Rotifera, Eurotatoria, Philodinida, Philodinidae.